AUGGAAUAUAAAGUAAGGGUUGAAUUGGAAAUUAUUGUAAAUGUAAUAAAUUCAGAUAAUAAAAUCAAAAGAAAAAUAGCUUUGCUAGGAUGUCAAGUAAAGGCAAGAAAAGAAGCAGUUGAAGCUGAAGCAAUUGAAUUGCAGAAUUGA
This is a messenger RNA of Cetraspora pellucida, 150 nucleotides long. NCBI's taxonomy places the organism in Eukaryota, Fungi, Glomeromycota, Glomeromycetes, Diversisporales, Gigasporaceae. The record is from the annotation of a GenBank genome assembly.